Molecule: messenger RNA, 8805 nt
Organism: Python bivittatus (Burmese python)
Lineage: Eukaryota; Metazoa; Chordata; Lepidosauria; Squamata; Pythonidae
Source: RefSeq, a predicted model, not a curated record
GAUCGGAAGCUGUCCAAAUCAGAAAGGCAACGGUUUAAGGAGGAAGCUGAAAUGCUGAAAGGGCUUCAGCAUCCUAAUAUUGUUAGAUUCUAUGAUUCCUGGGAAUCUACAGUCAAGGGAAAGAAGUGUAUUGUUCUGGUUACAGAACUUAUGACAUCUGGCACAUUGAAAACAUACUUAAAAAGAUUUAAAGUGAUGAAAAUUAAAGUGCUGAGAAGCUGGUGCCGGCAAAUACUCAAGGGUUUGCAGUUCUUGCACACACGCACUCCUCCCAUUAUCCAUCGUGAUUUGAAGUGUGACAACAUCUUUAUCACUGGCCCUACAGGAUCCGUCAAGAUAGGAGACCUGGGCCUGGCAACUUUAAAGAGAGCUUCUUUUGCCAAAAGUGUGAUAGGUACCCCAGAGUUCAUGGCACCCGAGAUGUAUGAGGAGAAAUACGAUGAGUCCGUUGAUGUAUAUGCUUUUGGGAUGUGUAUGCUUGAGAUGGCUACAUCUGAAUACCCUUAUUCUGAAUGUCAAAAUGCUGCGCAGAUCUACCGUCGAGUGACCAGUGGAGUCAAGCCAGCCAGCUUUGAUAAAGUAGCUAUUCCUGAAGUGAAGGAAAUAAUUGAGGGAUGCAUCCGUCAAAAUAAAGAUGAAAGAUAUGCUAUCAAGGACCUUCUGAAUCAUGCAUUCUUCCAGGAAGAAACUGGUGUGCGUGUAGAGUUAGCAGAAGAAGAUGAUGGAGAGAAAAUUGCUAUUAAGCUCUGGUUACGAAUUGAAGACAUUAAAAAGCUAAAAGGGAAAUACAAGGAUAACGAAGCAAUAGAAUUUUCCUUUGACCUGGAAAGAGAUGUUCCAGAGGAUGUAGCACAGGAAAUGGUUGAAUCUGGAUACGUCUGUGAAGGAGAUCACAAAACGAUGGCCAAAGCUAUAAAGGAUAGAGUAUCUUUGAUUAAGCGAAAGAGAGAGCAGCGUCAGUUGGUGAGAGAAGAACAGGAGAAAAGAAAGCAAGAAGAAGUCAAUCAAAAGCAGCAGACAGAACAGAAAACACAAGCAGGGGCUACCCAGCAAGGAACAAAACAUGCUGUGCCUACUACUAGUGUCACUGCCGUUCCCACCACUUUGACUUCUGUUUCUACCCAAGUAGAACCUGAGGAACCCGAGGCAGAUCAGCAUCAACAGGUUCAAUUCCAGCAACCCAGUGUUUCUGUAUUAUCUGAUGGCACAGUUGACAGUGGCCAGGGUUCAUCUCUCUUUAGUGAAUCAUGUGUGAGUAGCCAACAGACUGCUUCCUUCGGUUCCCAGCAUGAACAGUCUCUUCCAACACUUCCAGCCUCAGGAUAUGCAGUUCCUGUUGGUCAGCCACAGUCACAACAGCCUGGAGGAUACCAGACAUCUACGGCGAUGCAAGGGCAGUCAGCCUCAAAUGAUUCAUCAGUGAGCACACCAUCACAACUUCUGCAGCAAAAUCAACUGACUACCCAGCAGCCAGCCACCUCUCAGCAGACUGGGCAAUACCAGGUUCCACAGCCAUCAGCUUCCACUGGAGCUGCUCCAUUACAGCCAGUAACGCAACAAGCACAAAUAAUGCCUAUGCCUCAGGUACCUGCUGGGACACAGCUUCCUGUUUCCCAAACAGUGCCGAUCAUCCAGGGUGAAUCACAGUUACCUAUGGGAGCACCUUCCCUUGCUCAGUCUUCAGCUGCCCCAGUCAUGUCUCAUUUCCUCUCAAUGGGACAGCCCAUACAACCCCCGCUUCUUCCACAGUUCUCAGCCUCUCAGAUGCCCAUACAAGCACCUCAUGUGUCUGUGGCCCAGCCGUGCUUCCCAUCUCUAUCCAUUUCUAUGGCAGCUGGCAUUAACCAGCCAUUGCUUACUCUGGCUACAUCUGCUGCAGCAGCUGCUAUUCCUGUGGGCUCAACUGUUGUUCCUAGCCAGCUUCCAACUCUCCUGCAGCCUGUGGCUCAGCUGUCCAGCCAGGUGCUCCCACAACUUCUUCAGCCAGGUGUUCAAUCCAUGGGUUUACCUUCUACUCUGGGACAAACUGCUGAAGUACCACUUCCAGCUACAGAUGCUCUAUACCAGGGCUUCCCACCUCGGCUACCAGCACAGUAUAUUGGAGACUCAAAUAUUGCUUCCUCUUCUGUGGCUUCUGCUUGCCUUCCUUCUGCAGUAUUGUCCCCUCCUUUGCCCACAGAUGCAUUGGCUCAGCCAGGCUAUCUUGCUGCAAUAGGGCAGCCUUACAUGGAACAGAAUGUUUUAGUUUCUUUGGGCAGUCUAGGAGGACAGGUUCAAGUGCCACAGUCUGCUUCCACACAGCAGACAGCAUUAGAGAGUACAACUCCUGGAAUCACUCAGAUUGCACCUGCAGAGCCUCAGCCCUCAAUACAGCAGCAACCUUCACAAUCAACUCCAUUAGUUUCUUCAAUAGACAGUGCACAUUCAGAUGUUGCCUCAGGCUUAAGUGAUUGCAAUGAAAGUGUUUCAGUAUCUAGUGGUAGACAUGAAGGGAGGACUACAAAGCGGCAUUAUCGUAAAUCAGUACGUAGCCGUUCUCGACAUGAGAAAUCUACACGUCCCAAACUGAGAAUUCUUAAUGUUUCAAAUAAAGGUGAUCGGGUUGUGGAAUGUCAGCUAGAAACACACAACAGAAAAAUGGUUACUUUCAAAUUUGACUUGGAUGGUGACAAUCCAGAGGAAAUCGCUUCUAUAAUGGUGCAAAAUGAAUUCAUAUUAGCAACAGAGAGAGAUUCAUUUGUUGAGCAGGUUCGAGAUAUUAUAGAAAAGGCAGAUGAAAUGCUCAAUGAAGAUCCCAGUAUGGAGGCAGAAGGUGAUCAAAGUAUGGAUAGUAUACAGAGCCAGAAAUUGGAUGGAGACUUCAAACAACCAGAUCCUGUAUCUUCCAUGCCACAAAAAAUAGGUGUACCUCCUAAUUCACUUACUCAGGUUGUCCAUUCUGCUGGAAGAAGAUUUAUUGUCAGUCCUGUACCAGAAAGUAGAUUACGAGAACAGAAAUUUUUCACUUCCAUUCCAUCAGAAUAUGAGCUUUUUGAUACAGUUGCUGCUUCCACAUCUCAUGGUCCUGGGAUGAAUCUCUCACAUUCUGCAUCAUCACUCAGCCUGCAGCAAGCUUUCUCAGAUCUCAAGCAUGUGCAACUUACUGAAGGACCUAGCACAGCUCCCCCAGUUUUUAACCAAGCUGUGCCUCCUUUUCCUACUGUAGCUUCAGGUGUAAAUGGGCUGCCAUCUAUAUCUGUAACUGCUUCUUCUGUGUCACUUCCUCCUUCCAUUAGUAUUUCUUUAUCAACAACUCAGUCCACAGAAAAGGUGACCACAGGGCUUCCAGUGAGUGAAGAAUUGUCAGCCUCAAGCUCUCCACCACCAGUGUUGCAGCUUGGGUCACAAUUAAAUAGUGGAGUAGCUUCAAGUAUCAGUGCACCUUCAUUUUCAUCAACAACUGUAGUCCAGGUGGCUUCUGCUACUGGAGAAAUUGUUUCUAGUAUUAGCACACCUGCUUCUCUAACAUUACCACAAGCUGGAACAACAGGGCCUAGUGUUACAGUAUCAGGUGUUAUGGCACCAUCAGUGCCAUCCCAGCAGGUUGGUAGUGCUGUUUCAACAACUUCUCAAACAGUUCCUGUAUCUUUGGCACAGAGUGUUGUUUCACAGUCUUCUCAGCUGAACACCAGCACCUCUGUUCCCAGCCUAGCAAAAAUGGCAGUGGUUAGUGUGCUGCAGCCAAGAUCAGAAAGCGAACAGACAUCAGAAAAUCCACAGCUAUGCCAUACAGGUGAAAUACCGGUGCAUGUUUCUGUACCUAUAUUCUCUACAGGAACAUCAUGUGUGUCUAGCAGCAGCUCCCAGCAAUCUGUGGUGCAGCCAUUACCCAUCCCAUCUGUAGUCACCUCAUCUAGCUUAGCCACAUCAUUGGGUGCAAUCUCUACCCCAGUAUUACCCCAGGCCCCUUUGCCUGGUGUCUUACCACUGGCACAGCCAGUAGCUAAUAUACCAGCUGUCCAGCAGACUUUAAUACAUAGUCAGCCUCAACCAGCUCCAUUACCCAAUCAACCUCAUAUUCAUUGUCUAGAAGGGGAUAUUGACACCCAGCCCAAAGCACCUGGCAUAGAUGACAUUAAAACCCUGGAAGAAAAACUGCGAUCCCUCUUCAGUGAACAUAGUGGAAUUGGAGCAGCUCAUCCAUCUGUGUCCCUGGAAUCAUCUUUAAUAAUGGAGUCCACAGUCAUUUCUGGCUUACCAAGUACUACUGUUGCACCCACAAAGCCUGUGGCGUCCGUUGCAAGUAGCAGUGUACCACCAGCAAGUUUGAUGCUUGGUCCAACAGGUCUUCCUAUCAUGACACCAGUUGCCACACCUGGGCAAGCAGGCACCCCAAUUAGUUCUGUCCCAGCGACAUGCUGUCCUGCCACAGCAACAACUAAACCAGGGACCCCUUCUUCAAAACCACCUCUUAACCGGGCAUCGGCACUACCAGUAGGUUCUGAACCUCCAGCUGGUGCUCUACCCAGUGAGCAGCUCCCACCCUUUCCGGGACCUACACUAACUCAGUCCCAACAACCUCUGGAAGACCUGGAUGCCAAGUUGAGAAGAACCCUGAGUCCCGAGAUGGUUCCAACAACCACAGCUCCUGUCUGUCCUGUGCCACCUGUGGCAACUUCAGCAGUUACUGGAAUGGUGUCUACAUCAACACAACCUACAGAUCCUGAUUCCCAAGAUGCAGAGAGCUCUGCCCCAACUAGCACCUCAGGAGUUGCAGUUCUUAAGAUGGGUCGUUUUCAGGUGUCAGUGGCAAUGGAUGAUCAGAAAGACAGUGAAAGUAAACCCAAGCACUUUGAUACAACAACCUCGGAAUCCUCAUCUUUGUCCAGCAGCAGUCCAGAGAGUACUCUGGUGAAGCAAAUGUCCAGUGGGACAGCUGAUAAUAUUCCUGUUACUUCAGUAGAUGCAGCGGAUGGUGUUCUUUCACUCCCCUCCACCAUUCAUUUGCAGCCAACCAAGGUUGGGCGUUUCCAGGUGACAACAACAACAGACCAAGUUGGUCGCUUUUCUGUGUCUAGAACUCAAGAUGAGGUAACCUGCAUAGAGAGAGAGGUUCCUGCAGUGGUCCCUUUGUCUGUGGAUUCUGAGCAAGUUUCUUCUCCACUUACAACUCCUAAAUCAGAAUUUGCAGAGAGAAGGUCGUCUCUGCAUCUGAAUGGGCCGUCAUCUGAACUGGAAGCUGCUUUCCUGAGUGGUGCAGCUAAGGAGUUAGAUGAUGGUUCAGGGAGUCCAGAUUCUCUCCAUCCACCUGGGUCAAAGAUCAGUCUUCCAGUCCAGAGCCUUAGCAACUCAUUCAACUCUUCCUACAUGAGCAGUGACAAUGAGUCAGACAUAGAAGAUGAAGAUCUGAAGUGUGAGCUGCGUCGAUUGCGGGAGAAGCACCUUAAAGAGAUUCAGGAACUUCAGAGUCGUCAAAAGAUGGAAAUUGAACUCCUUUACACAAAGUUGGGCAAGGUACCUCCAGCAGUAAUCAUCCCUCCUGCUGCCCCUCUGUCAGGCAGGAGAAGAAGACCUACUAAAGGAAAAAGCAGCAGGUCCAGUCGCAGCAGUUCCCAGGGUAAUAAGAGCCCUCAGAUUUUGGGAAACCUGUCUGCUCAGAGUGCCCCUUCAGUUUUGCCCCAGCAGCAGACCCUGCAUCCACCUGGCAAUGUCCCUGAAACAGGACAGAACCAUCUGUUACAGCCUCUGAAGCCGUCUCCUUCUAGUGAAAAUCUCUACUCUGCUUUUACCAGUGAUGGUGCCAUUUCUGUUCCAAGCCUUUCUGCACCAGGCCAAGGCUGUGUGAAGUUUAACUGUGCAUCUGAGCGGGUGACAUUCAAGCCUGGUGGCAGGAGGACCCGAUUUCUGAGGAAGAUGGUGAAAAAAGUCUGCCCUUGCAACCAGCUCUGUAGGACCAGCAGUAUAAACACUGUUGGGGGUACAGUAAACAGCCAGGCACCCCAGUCUCAGCCCCCUGCCUCUAGUCGGAAAGGAACCUUUACUGAUGACCUGCACAAACUAGUGGACAACUGGGCUCGUGAUGCUAUGAAUCUCUCUGGCAAGAAAGGAGGCAAAGGACAUGGCAAUUAUGAGGGUCCAGGAAUGGCAAGGAAGUUCUCUGCACCAAGCCAACUCUGCAUCUCGAUGACAUCAUCUCUUGGUGCUACCCCUAUCUCUGCAGCAUCAGCUACCUCCCUAGGUCACUUCACCAAGGCCAUGUGUCCCCCUCAGCCAUUUGGUUAUCCAACAGUGCCCUUUGUGGCCCCCUGGAGUGGGACAGGUGGUCCAGCACAGCAGCCUUUAAACCAGUUCCAGCCUGUAGGAACUGCCUCAUUACAAAGCUUCAACAUCAGCAACUUGCAGAAAUCUAUCAGCAACCCCCCUGGCUCUAAUCUGCGGACCACUUAGUGAUUCCCAGCCACAUUGCUGGGUAGACCUUUGGGCAGGGGUUGGGGCCUGAAUUAACUGCUAGGCUCUUUGUGCCCAAAGGGGAUGGAUCCCCCCCCCUAACCAUUGCUCUCUGCUCUCAGUAAGUAAAGCCCCCCAUUUGGAAGAUGGGGAGAAAGGUGAUCAGGAUCCUCUAUGAUGGGACAUGCUUCCUCUAAUUCUUGUGUGUGGCAGAAUGUAUAAAGAUGGAAAUCACCAUGCAAGCCAGCAGCCUCUGACUGUAAAAUUCAUUUGACUUAAGAGGCUGGUUCUUAUGGGUUGAGAAGAGAGUUGUUAGCCCUCGCAUGAAUCUUGAGUAUGCUGUUUGCCUUGCUCUGAAGAAUUAAGCCCAGGGGAAAAGCUGUCCAUUUUUUCACCACCUUGUCUAUUCCUUCCUUCAAAGUAUCACACCACAGUUCCUGAACUGGUGAGCACACAAGUGGACAUGCAGAACAGCCCAUGCUUUGAGAUAAGUCAUUCCUGCUUUCAGGAAAAGAUAUUAACAGCUUUGACAGCAGCAUUAGAGCAAUUUAAAAUGUUUAGAAGAAAAAAAUUUAAAAGUUCCCUGCGGACAUGUACUUACCAUCAGUUUUGAUGUGGAAACACUGUGAUAUAUAAAUGUUGUUGGACAACAGUAGUUUAAAAAAAUGAGUGGAGUAUAGAGGGUUAAACAGUCAAAAAAAGAAAAAAUGGGAAAAAAGCUAGCUAUAUCCUGAUACUUAUUGGAGACACUUUAACUUUUUUCCUUUUUAUUUUCAUUGUAUUAGAUAAAUGUGAAUGUAUAAUUGUAUAAAUUAAUGUACUUGAAUACUUGUCUGUUCUCCCAGUAUGCUUGCUGGAUAUUUUAGUGCCUUGGACUUUUUAUUGCUUCUGCAGUUAGCAUCACCUUCCCAGCAGACUUUAGACAGACCGAGGGAGAGGGGAGAGGGAGGUUACUUGGACAUAGUCACUGCAAUACCAAAGGCCUAACACAUUGGAUGUUUAUACUAUAACAGUGUCUAGAGUAGGUGUUGGAGGGGGAGUUACUGCAGCUGUAUGUUGAAAAGGUAAAGCUAUGGAGUGGUGGGGGAACUAGCGAUGGAUAUUGGUGGAGGGUACAGAAAUGAUGAAAUGUAGUGUAACCAGAGUAAAAGCUGGGCUGAAUGCGAACAGAGAGAGAGAGAGAGAGAGAGAGAGAGGUUUGUCUUUGAAAGGACAGCUCCUGUGGGCAGGCUGACUGAAAGCUACAAAGGUUUCCAAGAGGGGCAAUGUGUGUUCAGAGACUGGAGCUGAUCCCUCUGGGGAGUGUGAAAGUCUCCUGGGAUUUGCUCCUCACUGUCCUUCAUUCUACCUAGAAAGGGCAGGAAUAGAUUCCUGAUGCAGGUUUCAUUGCCAAGGAUAGAUACACUUGAAACACCCAGGAUCCAAAAUAACUUGUUUUUGUUAAAUGUCUAAAGGACUUAAACCUGGUACAAGACUGUAACGGUGUUGCCUUCUAGUAGGUGUACUAUAUCUCCUACUUUCCACUCAUCUUUAUUUCUAACUCAACAUACAGAUUCUUUAUUCAAAUGAAAUACUGCAACCAACUAGUAUUACUCUGUAUUGCUGCAGCAGGCUGUGAAGGGUCAAAGUACUUCUAUUUUGUAUUUGGGAGUAGCUUUACUGCUGGUCUAAAAGUUUGUAUACUAAGUAAAAAAAUGUCCCCCCCCCCAAAAAAAAAGUUCCUUUAAGGUUAGCAGGGAAUUUGUUAUUUCUGUACUUGUUCACUCUACCCUCAAACAUAUGCACAGGUUUGUCUUUCCAUCCCUUUGUCUCAAGUUGAAGUUUAGAGUGGCUUUGUCAAGAAGAUAGGUCUUGGUAUGGUGGCUGAAAAACAAAAGACAAGAGUCUAGGUAGCUGGGCUUCAACAAUUUUUCAGACUUUAAGUCCCCAUUUUGAUGGAAUAUGGGGAAGCUAUGGCUUCCUGCUGUUAAGUUAAUGGAGAAGCCUGUACUUUCUGAGUUUGUGGCCAUUUUCUAAAGAGAGAAAAUGAGUUGAUGUGCAGAAAGUAUAAAGAAGCAAUGAGGAGAGAUGCCACUUCAUGGUAGAAUGGUCAGCUGAGUGUUGCACGAGGAUGGUAUUUUGGUUUAAUAUGUUUGAGGUUGGGUUUUUCACUUAGUUAUGCAAGUACUGGUUUUAUUUACCAUUGAUUUCCCUCCUGUGGAUUAAAUAACUGAGGUCUAGAAGAAUUAACUAAUGCUACUGAACUGUUAAAUUAUUUUGUGUUAAUAUUACACUUUGAGUAUCUUUUUCCACAAGAUCUGUUUCUGAAUUACAGAUGUUUUCUUUACAUUAUUUAACAAUGUACACUGUAAAAAUAAAAUAAAAUAAAUUCAAACCUUG